UUUUUUUAAGUUCUAUUUCUAUUUGUAAUCUAAGGAACUCGAAAUUCCCUAGAUGCUUGUGCGACGGACCGAGCGGUCCAAGGCUUUUUCUUUCAAUUAACGGAAACCACGACCGCUCUUCACUCUGUCUAGAUACCAACUGACCACCACCUUUUAUUUUUCAAUCCCUAAUAUAUAUAUAUAUGUUUCUUACAUCUAGGGGCUUAUCGCAAUAUGUUAAGCGAGCUUGAGAUAAGCACGAUCCUAUCGUAACACCAGAGCAUAAACAAAAGCCCUAUCGUAAACGAACACAAUCCGCAAACAAGGAUCGUGCGGGAGAGAUGUAUUUAUUUAGGCCCGGCUUCGACCGACCUUAUCACAAAAACUGACUCACACGAUUCUCAAUAAGGAUCGUGCGAUAAAAAUGUUUGUGUUUAUUCAGGAUUAACCCGACCUAUCUAUUUAUGACUAACACAAUCCUCAAUAUGGAUCGUGCAAGAGAGAUCUAUUUAUUUAGGCUCGAGCUUAUUGAUAAUUUAGGGUAUACAAAACCCGUCUGGUUUUUGGUUGCUGCACUUGCUAUGAAGGCAAGACUUUUCGCCCGUCCUCUCUCGAGCGCUUCGUGAUUAAUCUAGGGAACUUAUUUCCCUAGAUAUUGCCAAUUGAGGCCUAAGAAUCACGUUUUUCCGUCCAAGAAUGGAUCUUCCGAAUAUGUCUGAGCCAGAGAACUUAUUUCCCUGGUCUCGCUUUGAUAGUCUCUUAAGGGCUAAGCCCGCUUGAAAAUUUCCCGUAAUCGCGAAUACGUUUCAGUAUCAGACGGCUCCAGAUUGGUCCGUCCGAGUGAAACGCGCAACUACUUUCGGAUAGGAAAUUUUCAGUUUUUGGUUUUUUAUACCUUUUUUGUUUUGCGAUGGCUGCCUGGUCUCCUGGUUCCUUCGGAUUAAAUGCCAAGUUUGUAGAAGUGGAUUUACAGUGAUUUAUUUAAAAAAAAAACUUAGACUUGAACAUAGACAUAGACUUGAACUUUUGUUGAACUUGUAGGUGUUGAACUGUCGAAUUGAUCUUCGAUUUGGAUUUUUGAAAUGAACUGAUUUUCUGGGCAAGAAUCUUAAGUUUAUAUACCCGAGAUUCCUACCCAGCCUAAAAUUGUGAGGAAGAAAAAAGAUCUCCCUCCCCUGCUCAGACAACCGAGCCGUGGUUUGUCUAUCUCUUAUUUCUAUCCGUUUGUUUUGCGGUCCUUCGCCCUCACUUAGAGGGUUUAAUAAAAUUCGGCUGCCUGAUAAAUCUUACCCGCCUGUUCUGAGCGGUUCUAACCUUAUCUACUUAUCUUAUCGCUUAAACGCAUGCGUUUAGCGUCCUAUUCUUCCUUCGGCCCUUCGCUUUCAUGCGAUAAGGGGCGAGACCAUGCGGCUAGCAAUUAGACUUUGCCUUCCGCACGGAAACCUAAACAAACAUAUUGUCGCCACAGCACUAUCUUGGAAUUCGUUCGUCAGUUCAACGAACGAAAUUUCCAACGAACGACAUGUCAAAUAACCAACCGAUGUCAUGAGCAGCAGGCCAGUCGAUGUGCUGAUAUUCAGUUUGUUUUUGUUUACUUUCUAAAAAAGCAAAAUAUUUCGAAGUAGUUUGCGAUUAGAAGCAUUUUCGGUUAGUUUUGCUCUACAAUCUGUUCCAAAAGUCAUUAUUGAAGACGUAAUUGAAGAUGGCCGAUAUAAUCAUUCAUUCCGUUCGCCAACAACAGGCCAGUCCUGGAACCGUAUACCACGCCCUUUAUGGACACUACUUUUUGGGUAUUUCCCAAAAGAAUUUGGCGAUCAUUUACGGAAAAAGCCUGUCCACUAUUUAUGGUUGGAUUCAAAAGUUUGAAAGCGAGGGACUUUACCGAAGGAAAAAACGAGCUCAGGUCUUCAAAAAGUUCCAGUCGGAAAUGCGACAAUGGUUGGUGGAGCUUUAUUGCAAGCAUCCUCUUUUAUUUUUGGACGAAGCCAAGGAGAUGUUCCAGGCACAUUUCCAGAUGACAAUAAGUACUUCAUCCGUCUGUACUAUUCUGCACGAGGCAGGCCUGUCGUGGAAAACCAUUGAGAGAAGAGCUAUUCAAAUUCGUAUGGAAGAAAUAGUGCGGUUUGUGAAUGAGCUCCUCGCCAUACCAUGGGAUAUUUUCAAUUUAGUUUUCCUCGAUGAGGUGAGUAUUGACAAUAGGGGCACGUUACGUCAGAAGGGAUAUGGUGUCGUAGGAAAAAAGUUAAUUUUCAGAGGAGAAUUUUGUCGCCGUGCUCGUUCAUCGUUCUUAUGUUUCCUUGGCGCUGAUGGAAUCCUGGAUAGUUUCUGGACUGAAGGCACUUUUAACAGGCUAAAGUUUUUCGAAUGCUGCCGAGAGUUUGCCUUGCGGAAUCCUAAGGUUCAAAGAUAUCCAGGAUUCCAUUCAGUAUGGAUCAUGGACGGUGCGAGGAUUCAUUGCGACGUUAAUCUCAUUCGCUAUCUUCGAUCCAUUGGGAUCAUACCCAUAUUCCUUCCGGCGUACUGCCCCUUUUUCAAUCCCAUCGAGGUGAUCUUUGGCCUCGUGAAAAAACGUCUUCAGAGAGUACACCGGGAAGGUGAACAAAUUCUGGCUGAAGUAUGUGAAGCUAUGAACUACUUCAAAGUUUAUCCUUGCCAGAAACUGUUUGAACACUGUGGAUACUUCCCUGGAGGAUUUUUCAGCCCUGAGAAAGGCUUAACGCAAGAUCCAAAUGAGGUCGAUUUGAAUAUUGUUCCCAAUUAAUAUAAGAGCAAGUUUUGAAACGUUUACUGUUAACAAUAAUGAACUAUCUGAAACAAAUAAAUAAAACUCAUGAAGACCGUGAAACUAUUGCAAAUAAAACUUAUUUUAUUUAUUCAAAACCGUAAAAUCAAAACAAGAAAAACACUUUAAGAGUGAUCAACAUCGGGACAAUCAGUUACUUUCUCCGCCAACACUUGGCUCACUUCGGACUCUUCUGGUCGGAUUGCUGAUUGCACUGCGGUGAUAAAAUCUCCAGCGGCUAAUCCUUUUGUUAUCAUUGCUUCGAGCUUGCGGGAAACGUUGUUAAGUAUUCCAAGUGCUGCUGAAAUUUCUUCCCUUAUUUCAGCCGCUUCUUUCACCCAACCAGCAUUCACAGUAUGAGCCACUGUGACACCCCGAUGUACUGACUGCAGGCGGGCUGCUUCUGACACAUUUGUCCAUCGGAAGUAUUUGGCGAGCUCCAAAGGCGGUGCGGGAUCAAUUUUCAAUUGCUCUUGCUUGUGAGCAGGCGAAGAGUGGAUGAAGUUGGCCCACAACAUCCACGAGCUUUGAUGUCCCUCUAAAUCCAAGUGAGUUUCCUUAAGCUCUUUAGCCAAAGCAGCACAAUCACGGGUCGAGUGGGCUCCGGCUCGGUCUGAGUUUGUUGGCGUAAUGAGCGUCUUCAGUACCAUUUGGUGCUGGGCAUGCGUCUCCACGUUGGUCGCAUAUGGAUGCACAAAAACUUUGAUGUUUUUAUCCUUCCAUGUAGCAAGGAUUCGUGGAGUGAUGGCAGAAACAUUGUAGGUCUUCCUUUUGGUCGUGUCAUGCAGAAUGAUGAAUCGUUCAAUGUCUUCUUCAUCUGGCAUUUGCUUCUCAGACCAUGUCGGAACGUCAUUGUCAAAAUCAACUUGCCGAGAUACGUGUUUCUUUGCAAGUUUCCACAUGAAUCCGAUCACUUCCGGCACUGUAUCUCCACCGACAUUCAUGGUUCCGAUUUCUCGAGGGCGCAUUUGACUGCGAAAAAGUCGUCGAAGAAAGGUCCCUUUAAAGAAGAAUUCCAAACUCUUCGCAGCAUCAUCUGGCAACAAAGUCACAUCAUUUUCCUCGGAUGCACCACUUUCUUCGUUUUCAGCUUCCUCCGUCGUAUUAUCGGGCAACAAUGAGAAUUCGACAUUCCUCGAGUUCCCAUCGUCAGAGACCUGGGUCGUAUCCAACAAGGAUUUCGAGAAUCUGAAAGUUCCCGACGAUCCAGCCACCGGAGAUCCCGCUGUUUCCUGCUCCAGGAACUCUAUUCCGUCGUAGCUGCAAAUAGUUCAAUUCUGUUGAAGAUCAUCCUAUUUUUUUAAUAGUUUGUUACUUACUUGUCCUUGUUAUUAUCCAUGUUAAACUGGAACUGGAGGAUUAAUGUUCUUCAAGCAUUUUUUUUUUAUUUACCACAACGAGGUGAAACAACGAAAAUGUAAACAACAACAAUAACGUUGAGGUAAACAACUAACCAUGGUGCACCAAUCCAUGCAGGUUGUUUUGUUUGUGGUAGUCGUCUUUUUAUUGUACAAGAUCAAUAAAUGUCAACAGAUGAGCAUUUCGCAUAAACAUUCAUAGUGUAAAAAGAAGAUUUUGCUACGUUUUUUUAGCUGCAUGAGUUUUGAUUAAAAAAAUCUUAAUUCCGUUGCUUAAAAGCAAAAUUUGAGAGUAAUCAAAAAUAAUUGCCGUUUUUCAUGCUUGAAAGAAGGACUACCAUGCAUCUAGAAACUAUGGAACUUCGUUAGUCAAACGAACGAUGUUCGCUUCCAAUUUUUCUCCGGAUGGCCGAUAUCAUCUUGCACGCUCUUUUUCCUUCUUCGCCCUCAUGCGAUAAGGAACAAACUUGGCUAAUUGCCGUCAAUUGAAAUGUUCUAGUCUGACGCAUUAGAACCGAAACAAACAAGUGCAAGAUGUUAUUUUUGUUUUUCCUCUUUCUUAUCAACAUCUGGUUGAAAAGAACCUAAACUUGUCAAACGUAUUUAUCGUUCGCCUAAGCUGAGUCAAAACAUAAGCCGCUUGGGUUUGUUUAUUGAAAUUGCUAUGUGCCUCUUCGCAUUGCAUUCAAGUAGUGCAAUAAAUCACGCGUUAUCUUCUAAGCUAAGGAAGAGAAACAAGUCCCUUUUCGCUGGUAUUGAUUGUUUACAUCUGUUUUGA
Messenger RNA from Toxorhynchites rutilus septentrionalis, 4897 nucleotides. RefSeq lists its product as uncharacterized. The transcript has 2 exons. The coding region runs from base 1682 to 2740 and encodes 352 amino acids. The record is from RefSeq and is a predicted model, not a curated record. Gene Ontology annotation, molecular function: nucleic acid binding. Lineage: Eukaryota; Metazoa; Arthropoda; Insecta; Diptera; Culicidae.